Molecule: messenger RNA, 2571 nt
Organism: Sycon ciliatum
Lineage: Eukaryota; Metazoa; Porifera; Calcarea; Leucosolenida; Sycettidae
Product: integral membrane protein GPR180-like
Exons: 10
Coding region: 130-1467 (445 amino acids)
Biological process (GO): response to pheromone; G protein-coupled receptor signaling pathway
Source: RefSeq, a predicted model, not a curated record
UCCUUGUUUUAUUUUUGUAUCUUCCUUGUUCGAUUUUUCAUUGUUCCAAAACUUUGGUGACAUUUCCCGGUACAUGUAUGUAGAAAUACGGCAAUCACUCCGAAUAAGUGCUAGUAGAACGGUUCGGGGAUGCCUUCACGCGUUGCUUCGAUUUUCAGUGCACUGCUGGCCUUCCUGCUAGCUCACACCGUCCAAUGCAAGGUUGUCAACGUCGAGCUGGACUCCAGGAAAGCUGCGCAGGGCAAGGGACAAUACUUGACGAAGUUUUGCUUUCAAGGUCAAACCGGCGUGGUACGGUACAGCAUCAAUGAGACGGUGGCUGGCGGUGCCCUGUAUCUUUUCUAUGACGAGGUAUGGCCCAAGUUCCUCUCCUCUCAGAACUGUGCGGAGAGGCUGCAGCUUGCCAAUAUCAAACUGGACCUACACGAUGAGGUAGCUGGGGAGCGCACCAUGGCACAAUGGUUUGAGCCUCACUUCUGGUACGUCAUCUACGCCGACUCGAAGACCUGCACGGACGAUGGCACAUCGGACACGUCGCUGGUGACGGCGGAGCUGGUCUUCCUCAAUCCGGACUCGAGAGGACUGGCCCGGAACCACUUCAGCGUUGACACCAGUGGGUUGCUGACGUUCUAUGAGCUGCUGUUCAUCGUGAACAUUGCCGGUGGCUACUUCUUUCUGCAUCGCAUGUGGCAGGGUAUCAGCAAAGGAGGACCUUUGAACGCGGCUGUGCGCAUGGUGUCGGCUGCGGCCGUCCUGCAGAUCUGCGCCAUUCUCUUCAUGACAAUGCACCUGUGGAGGUUUAGUAGCAAUGGAGUUGGCUUCACACUACUCAAGAGUUUUGCUGAGUUUUUGGACACGGUAUCGCAGUUUGUGAUGCUGACCAUGCUGAUCUCGCUGGCGUUUGGAUGGACGUUGGGCCCGCGCGAUCGUGACCUCUGGGCCGACAGGAAAGUGACAGGUAGUCUCACGCUGGUGGCUGCACUCAUGCUGUGGCUGUUUGCCUGGGAGCAGUCGAUGGACGAGCAGCACUACGCGUACCGCUCUCACCUGACGCGGCCCGACAUCCUGGCCGUCGUGCUGCGCCUGCUACUGGCCGUCGUCUUCACCAUCAACCUGCACAAGACGCUGGCGGCGGAGAAGAGCUCGCUCAAGCGAGAGUUCUACAACCAAUUCGCAACGGGCUGUUACAUUUGGUUCUUUGCCUAUCCGUUGAUCAUCCUACUUGGAUACUUCUUCUCAGAGUGUAGACGUCACUCGCUGAUCGUGAUCGGUGUAGGUCUUGCACAGACCGUCGCCCUCGUGCUGCUGUGUCGCUUGUUCCUGACACGUUCUCUCUACUGGUCGGUGUCCUCUCUCGGCGGGCCCAUGCUGCCGCUACGGGCCGAGUCCUCGUCGCUGCGCUCCGACACCACUUUCCAACAGAAGUCCUACGGCUCGAGCGUCUACCGUGCCAACUCCUACACGUAGCAUUGCGGCGUGUGCGUAGGGUACCGUGCUGUCCCUCUGCCUCUGCGUGUGCGUAGGGUACCGUGCUGUCUCUCUGCCUAUUUCUCUCUAGGACUCUGCCUUGACUGCCUUAGGGCUUGGUUGGUCUGGUCUGUGUGUACUGAUGCAAGUAACUGCUGUGCUCUGGCCAGGAAACGGUGCAGGCGCUGGUGCUCCAUUGCCACUUAACCUUCAGCAUCGUGUUACUCAACAGAUGUUAUCAGCAGCAGCAGCUGUAUUAAGCACGCCUUGACCUGCCCUCCCGGAGACCGGCGGAUAGACAUCGCUGUGCAGGCCGGGACUGGUCGGAUAUUCCCUGCGGCACGUGUUUGUACAGUGUGGGUGGCCGAGUGGAACAUGCCAUGCAGAAUUCCCAGCAUCGCAACAUGUCUCCGUAGUGUGUCGGCUACGUAGCUACUCUGCACCAUAGCAAACUUGUCCACAGUUAGCUGCCACAUAUAUCAGUGUGUCGGCUACGUAGCUACUCUGCACUAUAGUAAACUUGUCCACAGUUAGCUGCCACAUAUAUCCAGGAAUACAUAUCACUCAACUAGUCGGCCGGCCGACGACGUAGCAUGCCGGCUCAUCAGUGUAAUGUAGCUCCCGGCUCGGCGACUGCGCCGUAAGUACAGUGGUGUUGAGCAACUCCAGUAUUGCUCAGAAGUGUCCAACACACUUUAGGACUACAGUAUCAGCCCUCCUACAGGUAUGUGCAUGGUCUGCAAACGAGUUCCUGACUCGCCCAACGAGCUACUGCUGUCCUUGUUUACGCUGUAGUUGCAUCUUCCGUAUGCUGUAUCCCGUUUGCUCUCUUACAGUGCACACUGGAUUCCUUGAAUACACUCUGUAACUUACAUUGCUGGCAUAUACUUCAGAAAUAGUUGCUCACCGCACACACAGUCAAGGUUGUUUGCACCCAUACUAGCUGGAUUCUACAUUGUGUUUUCAAUUUUAAUUUAAUCAUCAUAAUGCCAGCUCUCCGCGGGUGAAUUCUCGACUGUAUUUGACGUGAAGUCCUGCAAAAAUUGUGAGCGGCAUGGCCAAUUAUUGUCACGGUCUACUUGUGUAUUGUGUGAUCCAGCCAAA